GUGGCAUAUGUUAUGCGACAAAAGAUCCCCUUUGGCAUCGCGCAGAUUGGCAAAGCCUUCCGCAACGAAAUUACCCCCAGGCAGUUUUUGUUCCGAUCACGGGAAUUUGAACAAAUGGAGAUCGAGUACUUCAUCGAUCCAGAGGCUGACUUCAAAGCCAUCCAGGAGGAUUGGAUCAUGGAGAUGUGGAACUUUUUGAAGGCGACAAAGUGA
Messenger RNA from Cladocopium goreaui, 213 nucleotides. NCBI's taxonomy places the organism in Eukaryota, Dinophyceae, Suessiales, Symbiodiniaceae. The record is from the annotation of a GenBank genome assembly.